Messenger RNA from Triticum aestivum (bread wheat), 1189 nucleotides. RefSeq lists its product as uncharacterized. NCBI's taxonomy places the organism in Eukaryota, Viridiplantae, Streptophyta, Magnoliopsida, Poales, Poaceae. Bases 265 to 1080 code for a protein of 271 amino acids. The record is from RefSeq and is a predicted model, not a curated record. The transcript has 8 exons.
UCAAACUCAAAGAUGAAUAAAAAAAAAUUUAGGGGAGCACAUCGUUUGUCGAGAAGAGAAGAAGAAGCAUGAAGAGGUGGGCUUAAAGUGGAUGAUGGGCCGGUGGGCGAUAAAAAGAAUGAAUAGCUCGUCCGCUUCAGUGUGGUGAGCGUUGGUGGUGGCGGCGCAGCGCAGCGCAGGGAAAGGAAGCAAGAAGAAGGGCGACGAACCCUAGCUCUGGUCGGACGGAAUCCCCUGUCCUAGCUAGAUCCACAGGUGAAGCUGAUGGCUGCUGUGCUCCGAUCCGCGGCGAGGCGGUUGGCCGGCGAGCUGCCGGCGGCUGAGAUGGGGCUCCACCGCCUCCCUCUGCACUCCCAGCUCACCCUUUUGCCCAAUGGAAGCUCGGUUCUGAGUCCUCUUGUGCUGCAGGCCAAUGUUUGGAGCGCCUCAUCUGCUCCUCGCUCUGCCCCCUCUUCUCUGACCAAGGCUAAGGCGGCGAUGGAGAGCGCCAUUCGCCCGUCAUUCAUCCCGCGUCACACAGUGUCCACCUCUUUCGGCCGCGCCGCCUCAAAGCCUCUGUGCAAGACCAAGGCGGUGAUCGAGAGCACCCUUCUACCACAACUCAUCCCGCGCCGCACAAUGUCCUCCUCCUCCGGUCGCGCCGCCUCUCAACCAGCCGACAAGUUUUGCUUUUACCUGAGGGGCGCGAGGAUGACAGCUAUGCAAGAACCAGGCUCAAAGGAACUUAGCAUGAUAAUUUUCGUGAGAAGUGAAGAAGAAUCGUUGAAUGAUUUCUGGUAUUUCAUGAGUGUGGUAAAGAAGAAUGAGGUUCAGCGUGCAAAGGAGAUGGAAUACAGACAUAUGCAGUCCAGAUACGAUAAGGAAUGGGAAAAGGUAGAAAAUCAGCCAUGGUUCCGGAAGUUGGAGAACCUCCAAGAUCACCUUUCAAACAAGGCUUGGGUUUUAAUUCCUGGUGGCUUACUGCUUGCCGGCCUGGGGGAGUCCUCAGACUGGAAGCUGCUAAGAGGCCCACACGCACCACCCCCUGGACCUGGAGAGGAGGCCCCUUUCGAGAAGAAUCCUGUAGAGGACAUGUUAUAAGCCUUGAAACUGUGGGGGUUAUGAAGAGGAUCGGAGGUCAUGACAAGCCUAGUAGGGCUAAGAAACUUGUAAAGUUUAAUUGGUUUCGUAAGAUUUGAUUCUUAGUUUC